AGGAAAAUCUAAUCAGAUGCUAACGCUUGCAGCCAAAAAUUAAUGCCACUCCACAAUAAUUGUACGCGGAUGUAUCAUGCCGGCCGCGCAGCAGUGCGGCGCAUAAACCCCCGCGGGCGCACCUUACCUAUCUAACUGCACAGUGCACACCAGUUGACGAACAGCAUUAGUCAGUUGAAGGACUAUUUGUGCGGCCAGAGUAAAGACGUUGUUUUGCCCAGUUCUUUACUGUUCCCCACGCAAUUACCGCAGGAAAUUUGUGAUAAUUAUGUGGUAUUUUGGAAUGUGAUUGUGUAGAGGGGGAGAAACGAUGCGCUCGCUGCGUUCCUAUCUGGAUAAAGGGGGGUGUUGGGUCUAUCAGGAGAUCAUUUUCGAGGCGCUAAUCGUGCUGUGGUUCGCCAGUCAGAUCUCCAUUAAACUGGGCCAGCGAUUCUUUGUCGAAUGGCAGAGUAGUCGGGUGCAUCCCAAUGCUGUUACGGAGCUCGACACGUUCCUGCAACGUUUCGGAUUUGGUAUCAACGAGUGCAUAUGGGACCGAACGGCCUACGCCUGGAAGAAAUUCCUCGCGGAUCCCACAUAUGGCUCCACACGGCCGUCCGCCACCGCCCCGGCCGUCGGCUACUACGGCACCCUUUUAUUAUACAGCACCACCGCCCUACUGGCUGUCUCCAUCGUCUUCUCGCUCUUCUACAACUUCCACUGGCGCCAGUUCCGCUGGCGCCACGGCGUCCACAUCUGCAGCCAACUCACCGCCCUCCUGGAGUUCAUCGAGGACCUCACCGGGUCGGUGCGGUGGGUGGGUGUGAUCCGGUUGGUGCUGUACGGGAUCUGGUUCCUGCCCGGGUUGGUGUGGGUGUGCUGCAUCCUGGUGCUGUGCUCCCUGCCGCUGUUGGCCGUCACCGGGAUAUUCGUAUGGGUGUUGGUGGGGUUAUUCGACGUGGAAGCGGUGUUCCCUGUGGGCGUGGGGGUGGUGUCGUUGUUGGCGGUGCACUGUACCGGACGGAUAUGGGGCUGGUGGAUGCAGGAGACGUAUUUCAGCCGGCUGUUCAGUUCCACCACGACGACCGGCAGAACCUCCCCGACGCAGUGGGUGGCUACGUUCUUGAAGAACCUUUUCGGUGGCAUCCUACCGCAGAGCGACCUGGGUUCCCUCAACAAAUUACUGGACGCGCCGCCGGUGGAGCCGUUAACCGCUGAGCGCACACCGCGUCUCAUCUUCACGAUGCGCGCGAUUAUUCUGCUGAACGGCUGCUGGGCGGUUCACCGCAGUGUGUCCUCCUUAUUGGCGGCGUCCACUACUCCGGAGAAAAUUGCCAACUGCACCGGGAUGUCCGAAUUGUUUUGGCGGACAAAAAAUCUCGCUAAGGGUUUGGAUUAUCCCAGUGCCAUGUUAUCGUACUGGAACGACAAGGACCUAGCUGCUGAAGUAGAUGAGGAAGACCUCGGUGUGCUGAGUUUCACAUGGGGAAGUGCCGGCUUCGGACAGAUGCUGGGUCCGGUGUAUUCCGCGUGGGGUACGGGCCUGCGGCUCGUGACUGUUCUGCCGCAUAUCGUGAUGUGCUUUCUACUGGGUGGCUGUAUCCUUCUGGCCUGCAUGACCGCCUGCAUGGACUCCUCAGACGGGAAGUAUCCCAAACGCGCAAAGCUAGCCAAGAAGAAAGGAGUCGCCGACAGUGCCAACUCCGACGACAAACAUUCCCGCCACAAUAACAUAAAAGACAAACCAACCAAAAGCCGACACCACGACAAAACCGAAGAGAAACAACUGCGCCAACUGGCCAAAGAGAAACGGCUGGCCAGUCGCAGCCGGGAGAAAUGGGAAGACCGCAGUCUCUGCCAAUUAAACCCCACGAACCCCUCUCCCCUCCCGUUCCCCACGGCGUCCCCGUUUCCCCAACAGCGCAGCGGUGUUGCGCCCUGGCCCUGCCCUUCUCCAACGCCACCCCCGAGGACCCCUGCUGGCAGUGUCGGAUGUGGACCGCCCUGGCGGAACCCCGCUGCCUGUGCCCGUUGUGGUACAUGCUGAACGACGAUCUGCCCAUCAUCAUUGGGCAGCUGGCGUUCUGGCGGUUCCUGCCGUUUCCCUGGCGGAGCUGUUUCUCCCGGAAUGGCUGCAGUUCCCGGGGUUGUUGGUGAUGCUGACGAUGUACACGUUGUGGUUGUAUUUGUUGUUUGUGGUGUUCUUGUGGAAUCUGUUGCGCAACGAAGGGGAUGAGAGCGGGAAGAGUGGUACUGAUGGUGGCAGUGCGAAAUCGGGAUGAUGGCCCUUCUACUGGAGAUUGUUGUUUUGCAGUGGAAUUAGUUUGUAUUUUAUUUUUUUUAUUUUAUUUUGAUGCUGUUUUACUGUGUUACCGCUUUGCUUUUGCUGGUUCCUUCAUUGGGGAAGACAGGUUUUCCGUCCCUUGUCCAUUAUUUCGCUUUCACAGAACUUUUUGAUCUCGCUGAAAACAAUAAUGCCGCUUGCUUUUAUUGAAGUUUAUACGGUAAGGAAUAAUCGCGCCUUUUUGUUCUUUUUUAUGCUACGUUCUUGCCACACUGUUAUGAGAAUUCUGCAGAUGAAUAAACGCCACGAUGUGUGUUA
Paramacrobiotus metropolitanus is the source of this 2581-nucleotide messenger RNA. RefSeq lists its product as uncharacterized. Bases 311 to 2026 code for a protein of 571 amino acids. The transcript is spliced from 5 exons. The record is from RefSeq and is a predicted model, not a curated record. Lineage: Eukaryota; Metazoa; Tardigrada; Eutardigrada; Parachela; Macrobiotidae.